AUGUCGACUCUACUUGACAUAAAAUUAAAACGCGUAAAUAAAGUUUAUAGAGAAGGAGAUGUUGUGUCAGGUGUCGUGAUUAUACAGAGCAAAUCUGAAAUGCAACACCAAGGGAUCACCCUCACUGUAGAUGGCGCAGUCAAUCUUCAACUUAGCCCCAAAAGUGUCGGCCUGUUUGAGGCCUUUUACAACUCUGUUAAGCCAAUCACAUUACUGCAGUAUUUGGUGGAUGUAGCCAAACCAGGCAAAAUACCUGCUGGCAAGACUAAAUUGCCUUUUGAGAUUCCACUGAAGCCCAAAAUGUACCGAAUAUUAUAUGAAACAUACCAUGGUGUAUAUGUCAGCAUCCAGUAUAUCAUCAAAGCUGAAGUGAAAAGAUCCCUGCUUAGUAAAGACCUCCAAAAGAAUUGUGAAUUCAUUGUUGAAUACAAGGAACAAGAAGAACAUGCAGUGACAAAAGCAGUCCCUUUCACAAUCAGCCCCGAUACAUUAACAAAUAUUAAAGGAGGGGAAAAGCAUGUGCCUAAAUUUAAAGUUACUGGUGUCUUGGAUUCAUUAUCUGUUUGUAUCACAAAACCACUAACAGGUGAAUUGGUGGUAGAGUAUUGUGAGACCCCAAUCAAAUCAAUUGAAAUCCAGUUGGUUCGGGUGGAGACCUGUGGCUGUGCUGAAGGUUAUGCCAAGGAAGUUACUGAAAUUCAAAACAUUCAACUUGCUGAAGGAGAUGUCUGUAGGAACUUGUCAAUACCUAUCUACAUGAUCUUUCCUAGGCUCUUCACCUGUCCAACAUUGACAACUAAUAACUUUAAAAUUGAGUUUGAGAUCAACAUUGUCGUUGUUUUUCAAGAUGACUACAUGGUAACAGAAAACUUUCCCCUCAUAUUAACACGUUUUUGA
This is a messenger RNA of Acanthosepion pharaonis, 897 nucleotides long. The record is from the annotation of a GenBank genome assembly. NCBI's taxonomy places the organism in Eukaryota, Metazoa, Mollusca, Cephalopoda, Sepiida, Sepiidae.